CCGGGCGGUCAUUUUGGCUUCUCCCCUGUGUUCAUCCGGGCAGAAGUUCCGGAGCGCAGGGUGUGCGCGAGGUGACUUGCAGGAGAAGGACUCAGAGGAGUCGUUGACCCAGCCAUACAGAGGCGGGUCUGAAGCUAGGCGACGCCGCUCGGGGUGCCCCGCACCGGGGCCGGUGUAAGAACCUUCUGCCCGCUCCCGGCCCCGCUCCGCCCACAGGCCCGGAUGGCGGCAGCCACGCUGAGGGACCCGGCUCAGAUACAAGCAGAGGGGUCAUUACCUUCUCAGCAGUAGUUCUCUUCUUGUGAGGCGAGGGCCGUAUGCACCAUCCUGAUCCUGAGGCCUGUGGAGCGCAAAGAACGGCAUUGCCCAGAGGACCGUGCACCGAGUGACGCCCGCGUGGAGCCAAUGAAGGUCCAGGAGACGGGCGUUUCCGUGUGUGCCAUCACGUCGGGGCAGGACUUCCGGGGUCCUUGUGGCAGUCGUUUUGGCAGCUCUCAGGUCUGUUUCCUGUUCAGAGGUUCCAGAGCACAGGGUCAGGACAAGGUGACGACGGGGGAGGCACGAGAGGAGGCAUCCCCGCGGCACUGCACUGCUCCCGGCCCUGCUCUUCCCACAGAGUCCGAUGGCGGCGGCCACACCCAGGGACCCACCUCAGGUUGUUGGUAUGGAAUGGAGGAUGAGGAGGCCGUUUCUGUGCAACAGAUGGCACUGGGCAAGACUCCAAGUCCAGAUUCCUCCGUUUGGAGAGCUCAGCCCUGUGAGAAGUGUGUCUUGCUUGGGAGAGACAUUUUGUACAUGGCUGAGGACCAAGGAUCACAUCCUGGGCAGAAAUCCUACACCUGCGAGGCAUGUGGGAAACGACUGUGGUUCAGUGCAGAUCUUCACCAGCAUCACCAGCACAACGAAGAGAAGCCAUUCAGAUGGGACAUGGAGCUUGUGACAAGCUACAAACUGCAUGUGUCAGGGAAGCCUUUCCCCUGUGGGGAAAUUGGGAAGGACUUCCUGGCCAUAUUGAGUCUUCUCCAGCAUCAGGCCACUCUCAAAGGGGCCAAUCCACACAGCAGCUUGGAACUUGAGGAGUCCUUUCAGGGUAGAGAAAGUCCUCACACAUGCAGCAACUAUGGGAAAUCGUUCAGCUGUGAAUACAAACUUUUCCAGCAUCAGCAAGUUCACACCAGAGAAGGUUAUCAGGACUGGGAUAACUGUGAGAAACCUUUUAACCAAAGCUCCACCCUUACUAAUUGCUCGAGAGCUUACCCAGGACCAAGGACUUACGAGUGUAAUGAAUGUGGGAAAUCCUUUAGCCAAAGCUACAAUCUCAUUCAACACCACAGAAUUCACACUGGCGCAAGGCCUUAUAAAUGCAGUGAAUGUGGAAAAGCCUUCAGCUUCAAAUUCAGACUUGUCCAGCACCUACAAAUUCACACUAGAGUGAGGCCUUAUGCGUGUGGCGAAUGCGGGAAAGCCUUCAGCUACAGCUCUACUCUCAUUAAACAUCAGAGAGUUCACACGAGAGAAAAGCCUUACAAGUGUGGGGAGUGUGGGAAUUCCUUCAGCCAAAGCUCCAACCUCAUUCAACACCAGAAAAUUCACAGCGGAGCCAGGCCUUACAAGUGCAAUGAAUGUGCAAAAUCCUUCAGCUACAAAUGCAAACUUGUUCAGCACCUGCGCAUUCACACAGGAGAAAGGCCUUAUGAGUGUGGCGAAUGUGGGAAAUCUUUCAGCCACAGGUCCACUCUCAAUCAACACCAGAGAAUUCACACUGGAGCCAGACCUUAUAAGUGCAGUGAGUGUGACAAAUCCUUUAGCCAAAAGUCCAACCUCAUCCAGCACCGGAGAGUCCACACAGGAGAAAAGCCUUAUGAGUGUGGGGAGUGUGGGAAAUCCUUCAGCCAAAGCUCCCACAUCAUUCAACACCGAAAACUGCACACCAGAUAACCUCAUGAAUGCAGUGGGAAAGCCUUCCCUAUAAGGUCUAAUAUUCACUAUAAGGGAACCAACUAGGAUAUUAUAUAAACCAGGGGUAAGAGAGCCCCCCAAAGACUUCCCCUGCUCUGUCUUGAACUUUCUAAAUGAAGGGCUAGCUGUUUCCCUUCCUCACGAAGUUUCUGACCCAGUUUUGAUGAAGCUUGGGGGGGUGGGAGUUCAAAAUACUAUUUACCUUCCCAGGCCUCCUAGAGUACCAUGAGAACAGCGUAAUCUCUGUGUCACCACAUACUGUGGAACACUAGGGUGGGGGAAAGUUGUCCCAAGUACUGCAAAGGAAUCAUGUGCCUUCAUGUGUGGGUUCACUUUUCUGGGUAUCACUGCUUGUAGUAAGAGGACAUAGAGGGGCCAGGUGACUUGUACAGAAACAGGACUGCAGGAUGAUACAGGAACUUACAUCCACAGAUAUUCCAGUGACCAUGCCUGUGGUUCAAGUUUAUAACACUCCACAUCUGUAGUUGAGGAACCUGAGGCUGUUCUCAGACUUAAGUUUUAUAGUCCAGAAAAUGGCAACAGGAUGUUGCUCACCAGGAUCGAAAUUAUCUUGAAUUCUCAGUGAUGCAGGGCAUCCCUGACGUACAAUGAGGGGCGAUGGACUUUUGUGCAAAAAAAAGUGGGGGGACCUAAGACCUCUAUUUGAUUUUUUUAAUAAAGCUUUAUUGAAGGUUAAUGAACAGGCUGUAAAACUGCACAUAUUAAUUGUAUAACCGAACCACAGAUGGUAAUAAAUCUAUAUAUAUAUAAGUCCAAUGUUUACUUUUAAAAACCAUUUUCCUUUAAUGUUUUAUUUUGAGAGAACCAAGAUGUUGCUUCAUUUAUCUAUGCUGCUGACCACCACAAAUAAAACUUCAAACGUAUAAAAAUGAACCUUUCUAAGGA
This is a messenger RNA of Leptonychotes weddellii (Weddell seal), 2865 nucleotides long. Lineage: Eukaryota; Metazoa; Chordata; Mammalia; Carnivora; Phocidae. The record is from RefSeq and is a predicted model, not a curated record.